CGUUCGAGUGAUUCAGAAGAAAAAGAGUCAAAAAUUACUGGUAAAAUUUGUCCCUUUUUGGCGUCUCUCUGCCAAAUUUUCCUCGAAGACUUCAGGGUCAGGGCUGUUGGGAGGAGGAAGAGCACCAAGAAAUGGUGGUCGUUUCUCAAGAAGCGAUCCAUCACCUCCGGGCAUUGAUGGAUCAAGUUGAUGAGUCUUUGAGGAGAACAUUUCAGAAUGUUCAUCAAGGUUAUCUACCUGAAACAUUGUUUCGUUUUCUAAAAGCAAGAGAGGGGAAUGUUUCCAAAGCCCACAAAAUGUUGGUGGACUGCUUGAAUUGGAGGGUGCAGAACGAGAUUGACAACAUUUUGGCAAAACCCAUAAAUCCUACCGAGUGUUACAGAGCAGUGCGCGAUUCUCAGCUAAUAGGGAUGUCUGGCUACUCAAGAGAGGGCCUUCCUAUCUUUGCUCUUGGUGUUGGGCAUAGCACCUUUGACAAAGCAUCUGUCCAUUGCUAUGUACAAUCACACAUUCAAAUCAAUGAAUAUCGGGAUCAAGUAGUUCUGCCCUCUGCAUCAAAGAAGUAUGGGCGGCCUAUAACCACCUGCAUAAAGGUGUUGGAUAUGACUGGUUUGAAGCUUUCUGCGCUAAGCCAAAUAAAGUUAUUGACAAUCAUCUCAACCAUAGAUGAUUUGAACUACCCAGAAAGGACAAAUACAUAUUACAUUGUAAAUGCCCCAUACGUAUUCUCAGCUUGUUGGAAAGUUGUCAAGCCCCUUUUGCAGGAAAGGACAAGGAGAAAAAUUCAGGUCUUGCCAGGUUCCGGCCGAGAUGAACUGUUGAAGAUAAUGGAUCUUGCAUCACUUCCUCAUUUUUGUAAAAAAGAAGGGUCGGGAUCAUCACACAAUUCAGAGAUUGACAAUUGCUUCUCGUUGGACCACCCUUUCCAUCAACAACUUUACAACUACAUAAAGCAGCAAUCAUCGAUCACUAAGCCGGUUCAACCUACCAAACAAGGUUCUUUUCAUGUGGAUCUGCCUGAGCCGGCUGCUGAAGGGACAGAGAUUGUUAAAACCCUAGAGUCCGAAUUCCACAAGUUUGAGAAUCGGAAUGGAAAGUCCACAUCCCUUGAGAACCUCAAAAUUAGCGAUGACUAAACCUAUUUGGCUGACCGGCGACUGCAUUUUCUAUGGCUCCUAGCCAUUAUUCUGUUCUCAUAUGUUACAAUCAUAAUCUCUUACUUUCUCUAGAAAACGAAUGUGUUUCUCCUAAUUCUAUCGUUACUUGUUAUACAAUAUGAACAAAUGUAGUAGUGACAACGUGCAAUCUCUCCAGGUGAGUCUCUCUGGAAAUGGUAGCUGGUACAAGUGUAUGUUAUGACAUAUCGGCUGGGUUAUGAGCUAGAAGUUGAGCCCGCAUGUCCCAGGAAUACUGUCAUGCUGUAGAUGAUUAUUAGCAUGGUUACCUGGUUCAUUUGAAGGGAAAUUAUGGUGUCUAGCAUGGAUUUUAGGUUAAAACCCCAUUUUGGGGUUCUUGAAUUAUUGUAUGGACCAUUGAUUUAGUUAUCAGACUAAAAAAAUCUUUGAUUU
Rubroshorea leprosula is the source of this 1568-nucleotide messenger RNA. NCBI's taxonomy places the organism in Eukaryota, Viridiplantae, Streptophyta, Magnoliopsida, Malvales, Dipterocarpaceae. The record is from the annotation of a GenBank genome assembly.